Molecule: messenger RNA, 291 nt
Organism: Merops nubicus (carmine bee-eater)
Lineage: Eukaryota; Metazoa; Chordata; Aves; Coraciiformes; Meropidae
Product: erlin-1-like
Exons: 4
Coding region: 1-291 (96 amino acids)
Biological process (GO): SREBP signaling pathway
Cellular component (GO): endoplasmic reticulum membrane; endoplasmic reticulum
Molecular function (GO): ubiquitin protein ligase binding; cholesterol binding
Source: RefSeq, a predicted model, not a curated record
AUGGCCCAGGCUGGAGCCGUAGUUGCAGCUGCCACGGGACUCCUUGUCUUUCUCCUGUACUCCUCCAUCCACAAGGUUGAGGAGGGGCACCUGGCUGUGUAUUACAGAGGUGGCGCGCUGUUGACUAGUCCCAGCGGACCAGGCUACCACAUCAUGCUCCCGUUCAUUACCACCUUCAAAUCCGUGCAGACCACGCUGCAGACUGAUGAAGUGAAAAAUGUGCCUUGUGGGACAAGUAUUUCUGGCUGGAACCUCUUGACUAAUGUGAGUGUCAACCCCAGCAGUGGGUAA